UGUCUUUCCCAUUAUCUAUCUACGUAUCUAUCGGCGUGCGUGCGUGCGUGUGCGUGUGCUCGGUCAUCACGGAGAUAUAAGAGAAGCCCGGUCGCCGCCACCUCCGUCCUCGCCCCCUCCUCUUUUCUGUUCCCAUGACCUGUAUCGGUAGUCUUUGUCUCCAUCUCAAGACCUUGUUCUGGUUUUGUCAUCGAGGCGACACGCAACCGAGGAAAAGAAACAAAACCGAGCACGCGGGAAGGAACUCUGGGUGGUUUCUCUCUCUGCAUGUCAUAUCCAAAAACGCUUCUUAAUAUAAACACGCGAUUCAUAGCGUUGCUGUGAAUACGUUUGGCCUUUCUUCCUCUCUUCCAUCCCACCCACCACUACCACACACACACACUCAUACCACGCUAUCACACACCAGCACACACAGAGUUUGUCCCCCGCGCAAACUCUCUCUCACUCUCACACACACUCACACACUCACACCUCUUCCAAACACAAAGCACCAGAGACGCCCAUUCUUGUCUCCCACAUAGAUAGACCUCUCUGUCUCUUCUAACCGCAGCUCUUCAACAAACCAAACACAACCUCAAAAACAAACACCACCACUCUUGGUCGAUCCAAAGCAACCCGACAGCCGGCGUCGCACAAACACCACACGGGCCUCGAGGCUGCAAUGCGACCUCCCCCCGUCCACGGACUCGUUCACGGGGCAUCCCCCGCUCUCAACCGCCAUCUCGCACUCCCACCUGCCGCCGCGACACGAUGCUUCGCCGUCAUGAUCGCCCACCGCCCGGCCGCCGGCGGCAUCGUGUCUGGCCCUGAGCGUCGUCUCAUCCACUCCUCCCACCGCAAGUCGUCCACCUUGCCCGCGGAACUGCCGCCGGGCCCGGCUGUCCCUCCGCCGCAGCCUACUCUGGAGCCCUCGCGCGCACCCCUCUCGGUCCUGCCUCUGAGCAUGAUUCUUCGCAGCCUGGGCACGACUGCCGUGUCGUCGUCGCCACUGCUGCUAGCACCCUCGCUGCGCAUCAUGGCCGUCCUAGCCCAUUCGGGCAGCGCGCUGCUCAACCCGGACCGCAACCCGCUGCUGCGCUUCUUCCUCAAGCGUACCUUUUACGCCCAGUUCUGCGCUGGCGAGGACGGCGCCGAGGUUCGCGACACCAUCGCCCGCCUCAAGGGCAUCGGUUUCAACGGCGUCAUUCUCGGUUAUGCAAAGGAGGUCGUCUUGACCGACAAGCAGGCUGGCCAGCUCGAGGGCGCCAAGGUGGGCGAGGAGACCCAGACUGUCAUCGACAACGAGAUUGUGCCCUGGGCCGAGGGCACCCUUGAAACGGUGCGCCUCGCCGAACCGGGUGACUUUGUCGCUCUCAAAUUCACUGGCGCAGGACGCCUUGCCCUCCACCAGCUGUCCCACCGCCUUUCGGCGACGCCGUACCUCAGCAAGUCAAUCGACUCCAUCUGUCAGCUUGCCCACGAGCGUGGCGUCAGGCUGCUGUUUGACGCCGAGCAGGACCGUCUGCAGGAUGGCAUCGACGACUGGACCAUGGAAUUUUCGCGCAAGUUCAACACCACUCCAGGCCGUGCCACCAUCUUCGGCACCUACCAGGCGUAUAAGAAGUGCGCGCCCGCCGUCCUGUCGCGCCACCUUACCGAAGCCCGGGAGGGCAACUUCACUCUCGGCGUCAAGCUUGUCCGCGGUGCCUACCUGGGCUCUGACCCCCGCGACCGCUUCUUCGACACCAAGGCCGACACCGACGCCUGCUACGACGGCAUCGCCGCGAGCGUCCUCACCCGCCAGUGGAACAGCGUUCUGGAGGGCCAAGGCGAGUUCCCCGAGGCCAGCCUCGUCCUCGCCACGCACAAUGCAGAGUCGGUCCGACGAGCGCGCGCCAUCGUCGAUGCUGGUGUCGCCAAGUCGGAGAUUGCCUGCGCCCAGCUGCAGGGCAUGGCCGAUGAGAUCAGCUGCGAGCUUGUCGAACUCGCCGGCCAGGGCACGGCGGUCCCCGUCUACAAGUAUCUCGUCUGGGGCACCACGGGAGAGUGCAUGAAGUAUCUGCUGCGGCGUGCACAGGAGAACAAGGACGCCGUCGCGCGCACUCGGAGUGGCCGCGACGCCAUGUGGGCCGAGGUUGUGCGCCGGGUCAGGAACGCAUUCCGCUUUGCGUAAGCGAUUGGGGCAAGGUUUUUGAGCGAGCGAGUCUUGAUGACUUGACAUUGAAAAGCGUGCGAAGACCACGGUUACUUGAUUGAUGAUUGAUAGCGACCUUUGGAGUUUCUGGCACUUCUGCCUUUAGAGUUAAUACAGCAGAAAGAUGGCGGCUGGGGCAAGAUAGCAUAGCAUAAUGAGCAAGACGACUU
Molecule: messenger RNA, 2343 nt
Organism: Purpureocillium takamizusanense
Lineage: Eukaryota; Fungi; Ascomycota; Sordariomycetes; Hypocreales; Ophiocordycipitaceae
Product: proline dehydrogenase
Exons: 2
Coding region: 662-2152 (496 amino acids)
Cellular component (GO): mitochondrion
Molecular function (GO): FAD binding; proline dehydrogenase activity
Source: RefSeq, a predicted model, not a curated record